CGGGAAGUUGUCAUCGAAAGGUUCCGUUCGUCGUCUCCAUCCCAAGCCCAGCCAGAAACGAAACCUCGCAGCACCGCGCGACCAGCCGAAAAAUAACAGCGACAAUGUCGAGUUCCAACAACCUUGUAGCCAUGAAAAAGGUCGUACAGCAGCUGCGCUUCGAGGCGAGCAUAAACAGAGUGAAGGUGUCCCAAGCAGCUGCGGACCUCCAGCAGUUCUGCAUGCAGAACGCCAUGCAAGACCCCUUGCUCACUGGCGUAUCAUCCAGCACCAACCCAUUCAGGCCACAAAAGGUCUGCUCUUUCUUGUGAACUCGCUGCGGUCAUUUGGCAUUUAUUUUGAUGCUACAGGGAAACGUCGACCUCAACACUGCUCCUCAUGCCAAGCCAUUAAAACUGCCACCGGGGUGGGGGGUGGGGGUGUUCUCUUGAGUGUAUUAUACAUCAGAACCAUGUCGGAGAAGACAACCAUCUAUUUUCAGCCACAGCAAAAGAAGACGAUGAAAGGAAGCAGUUUUAUUUUUCAUGGCACAGUGUGGAUUUUUAAUUAAUUGUGCCUUUUCUAUUCUAUUUUAGUCAUUACUCUUCUGGACUUUUUUGUAUUUAAUGAAUAAAAACAUUCUUUGUUACUCCAAA
This is a messenger RNA of Hippocampus zosterae (dwarf seahorse), 635 nucleotides long. RefSeq names its product guanine nucleotide-binding protein G(I)/G(S)/G(O) subunit gamma-5-like. Gene Ontology annotation, biological process: G protein-coupled receptor signaling pathway. Gene Ontology annotation, molecular function: G-protein beta-subunit binding. NCBI's taxonomy places the organism in Eukaryota, Metazoa, Chordata, Actinopteri, Syngnathiformes, Syngnathidae. Gene Ontology annotation, cellular component: heterotrimeric G-protein complex. The record is from RefSeq and is a predicted model, not a curated record. The transcript has 3 exons. The coding region runs from base 105 to 311 and encodes 68 amino acids.